This is a messenger RNA of Aspergillus candidus, 1859 nucleotides long. RefSeq names its product Gfo/Idh/MocA family protein. Lineage: Eukaryota; Fungi; Ascomycota; Eurotiomycetes; Eurotiales; Aspergillaceae. The coding region runs from base 132 to 1859 and encodes 575 amino acids. Gene Ontology annotation, molecular function: nucleotide binding. The record is from RefSeq and is a predicted model, not a curated record. The transcript has a single exon.
UACCUUUGUGUCUACCUUCGUAUCUACCUCUACACAGAUACAACAGAUAUACCAGAUACAAAAGAAUACAAAACCCAUCCAUGAUCUAACAAUCUAUCCAACCCCCCAAAAAGGAAAGAAAAAAAGGAUUAAUGACUCCCCGGUUCCUCAUAAUCGGCGCCGGCUCCCGCGGCACAGCCUACGCCCAAGCCGUAACAACCUCCACCCCAGGAACCAUCCACGCCGUGGCCGAACCCCACACUUUUAAAAGACAGCACCUCGGCCGGUCCUUCAUCUGGGGCAACGGGAAGCCAAAACCAGGACAGGAGUUUCAGGAUUGGAGGGAGUGGGUUGAGUACGAGACGUUACGGCGGGAGAGGGUUUCUCACGGACAGGCAGGGGGAGGGGGAGGGGGAGAGGGAGAGGGUGGGGAAGAUGAGGAGAAAGGGGUAGACGGGGUGUUUGUAUGCACACUUGAUGAAACGCACGUCGAGAUCCUGCUGGGAAUAGCCCAUUUGGGUGUUCAUGUGCUGUGUGAGAAGCCGUUGGGGGUGGAUUUGGAGGGGUGUCUCGAUGUGUGGAGGGCUUACUCUUCCUCAUCCACCACCUCCCCCUCCUCCUCCUCCUCUUCUUCUCCCCCCGAAAAGAAACAGAGAAAGCAAGGUCAAAAACAGAUCUUCUCCAUCGGGCACGUCCUCCGCUACAGCCCUCAUAACCUGCUUCUUCGAAAGUUACUCCUCGACGAUAAUGUGAUCGGGGACGUGGUCUCUCUUGAACACGUCGAGCCGGUCGGAUGGUGGCACUUCUCACACUCGUAUGUGAGGGGAAACUGGAGGAGGGAGACGAGUGGUGGGAUCGGAUCGCUGCUGACCAAGUCGUGCCACGAUGUUGAUUUUGUGAUGUGGUUGCUUUCGUAUCCUUCUUCUCUUUCUUCCCAAGGGGAUGAAGAACAAGGAGAAGGAGAGGGGGAAGAGAGAGGGGAUGCAGAUAUACACUACCCGUCGACAAUAACCUCCACAGGGCAUCUCUCCCAAUUCCACCCCCGCCGCAAACCCGCCACGGCAGGGUCUCACACGAACUGUGUCACCUGCCCCACUGAAAGGGAGUGUCUAUACAGCGCCGUCAAGAUAUACAGAGAUAUGCACCUUCGACAGGGCAAGACAGAGUGGCCGGUUAACAUCGUGUGUCCUGAUAUCGAGGAUUUCACCUCCCUUUCUUCUUCUUCUUCUUCUUCUCAGGAGAAGGAUCAAGCGAUGGCCAAGGCAGAGAACCGUCUCAUGUCAGCCCUCCAAGAAGACUACGAUGCCACCACCACCCCAGAUGAAGUUAUCGCCAGCCGACCCUGGUACGGACGGUGCGUCUACGAAGCCGAUAACAACGUCUGCGACGACCAGGUGGUCACGAUCUUAUGGGAUGAAUCCCCCCCGUCCCCAUCUUCCCCCUCCGCAUCUACUCCCAAGAACGUGAAAGGGAGCAAAACAGCAACGAUCCACAUGGUCGCCCCCACGCAGGCGCAAUGCGUCCGCCGCGGCCGCAUCUACGGCACAACGGGCGAGCUGACCUACGACUCGUCGACCAUAUCGUACUUCGAUUUCGCCAGCGGGGAGACAACAUCCAUCGCUGUCCCGCGCCAGUCCGAGGCGGAGGAAAAGGCGCACGGGGGUGGGGAUUAUGGGCUGGCGAGGGGGUUUGUGGGCGCUGUUGAUGCUGUUGUUAGUGGGGGGAUGGGGGUGGGGAGGGCGCAGAGGCGGUUUGUGGGGUGCUCGUUGAGGGAGAUUAUUGUGAGCCAUGGGGUGGUUUUUGCGGCCGAGGGGGCGAGGAGGGAUAGAGAGGUUGUUGGGUGGGAGGGGUGGUGGAGGGAGCAACUUGGUGGUAUGUGA